GGUUACCCUGCAACUGAUGUCAAACUGUCCAACUCCAACAUACUUUUUGAACAACAUAUCCUUGAAAAGAAAACAGGAAUGUGAAUUGCAGCCGUAGACUCAGCUAGAGCAAGCGAGUAGAGAGGACCAUGGAGGACUUCAGACGGACGGUUCUGCGUCUGUGCAAGGAGAGCGGCGUGGAGCCCCAGGAGUCGGUUCUGACCCAUCUGCACGAGGCCCGCGGCAUGGCAGGCACGGGCUCCACCAGGCUGGACCUGGGUGGGCAUAGUCUCUCCACGGACACCUGUGCCGUCCUGGGCAAGGCGCUGAGCAACGACACGGCCCUCACGGAGGUGGUGCUGAGUGACUGUAUGCUUAGCGAGGAAGGUGCCAAGCUGUUGAUUAACGGCCUGUGCCUCAACGCCACCAUCAGGCUCCUUGAUCUGAAGGGAAAUAACCUGAGAGGCUCUGGAGCCGAGGCUCUGGGGAAGCUGCUGGUCCGGAACAAGACGAUACGCAGGCUGGUUCUGGAGUGGAAUGCCCUGGGUAUGUGGGAUGAAGCCUUCUCCAUAUUCUGCGAGGGCUUGGCCACCAACUGCAACCUGGCACAGCUAGACCUGCGCAACAACCAGAUCAACCACCAGGGGGCGGCAGAUCUUGCCAUGGUGCUCAAGAGGAACAGCGUCCUACAGGAGCUCGACCUGCGGUGGAACAACAUUGGCCUGCUGGGAGGCCGGGCUCUUCUGGAGGGUCUGCAGCAGAACCGGACUCUGGUCCGCCUGGAGAUGGCUGGGAACAACGUCCCCAGUGACACAAUCAAAGCCCUAGACCAGGCCAUCAGCCACAACGCCGACAAGCUCAACACACUGAGGGAAGGCCGCAGCAAGACCCAGGUGCUCAGCAAGGAGAUCCAGGUUCUGAAGGAGGAGAAGGGCAGGCAGUACAUGAGUAUGAUGGACACCAUUGACAAGCAGAGGGAUGAGAUGGGCAGAAGUAGCAGGAAUACUACUAUGCGUCUUGGGCAGCUACAGGAGGCUCUGAUCGAGAAGAAGUCUACCGUGAACUCUAUCACAGCAAAGCUGCACAUGUCGGACGCUGCGCUGGCCCUGUCGGAGCAGAAGGUGCAGAGUCUGGCGGAGCAGCUGACGCGGGUGCAGCAUGAGAAGGCGGAGCUUAAGGAGAGGCAGGCCAGAGACAUGCAGAAGGAGGUGGAGGAGAGCACACUCAGGGAGGGAAAGCUUCAUAAAGAGGUGCAGACUGUGAACGAGAGGAACCACCAGCUCCAGAAUAAGGUGGAUGAGUUGGAGCGCAGGUGUAAGCUGCAGCAGGAGCAUGUCUUUGAGCUGAAGCAGGAGCUCACUAACUCCACCGCAGAGCUGAAACUACGACUUGCCCAAACAGAGGAGCGUCUGGACAUGGAGAAGAGACGGUCCAAACAAGCUCUCCUGGACACGGACUCCCUCCGGCAGAAAGAGGUGGAUCAUGUGACUCGUCACCUGGAGGACACAGAGAGAGCCAUGCAGGAGCGCAUCCUUAAACUGGAGGGACAGCGCAUUCAACUGGAGGAGGAGCUGAGCAAGGUGAAGGCGGCAGGCGUAGCAGAGAGAGCCCAGGCUGAACAUGAGAUGGGGAAAAUUCGGAACCAAGUGCGUCUGGAGGAGCAACAGAACGUGAGCGGUUUGGAGGAGAAGCUGCGCGUUCUGCGUCAGUCACGGGACGAGUCGCAGCACCUCUGCACACAGCAGAAGCAGAACAUCGCAGACCUGCAUGCCAGGCUGGGCCAGCAGAGCGUGGAGAUGGACACCGUGAAACGCCGCAUGGACGAGCUGCAGCAGGAGCUGUCAGGUAAGGAGCAGGACAAAGUGACAGAGGUGUCGCGUGUGCGGGUGGAACUUCAGGAGCAGAUCGGACACCUGCAGGCAGAGAGGACGGCGCAGGGGGGCCUGAAGGAGAAGAUCGCCGCCCUAGAGAGAGAAAUCAAAGUGCUGGGCAGCAACCACCGGGAAGCCCUGCUGGAUAAGGAGAGUGAGAUCUCGUCCCUGCUGGAGCGGCUGCGCAUGCGGGAGGGAGAGAUCCAGCGCAUGCGAGAGGACGAGGCUCAGAGGGCCAGCGCCCUGCAGAACGCCAUCCUCACGUACGUCCAGGGGUCGUCGCUAGGACACUUCAACCCCAAGAAGUGACACGGACACCACUGCUGGGCAGUCCAUCGCAAACCAAGAUGGCGUUGCCACCAUGGGGGACCUAUUGUUGCUGCCGGUGGUGCAACGGAUACAAACACAAACACACACACACACACACACAAACACAUUCACUCAAACACACAAACACACACUUGCAUAUGCACACACAAUCACUCUCUUAGGCACACACCCAGAUACACGUCAUGCUUACCAAUGUGCAGGGAUCCUCAUUCAGUCUCUUCAACCCGAGGAACUGACACACAUUCACAUAUAUAUACACAUUCUCACACAUAUGCAGACACGUAUACAUCCAUCAUACUAACCAGUGUACAGGGAUUAUCACUCUUCCCACGCGACAAGGGCUACACCCAACCUACCUGGUUUUCUAACAGUCUGGACAGAGAAAAUAAGACAUUUGUCUCGUCUUCCACUCUCAGGCACUGAAAUGUUUUACAAUGCACUUCCAAUAAACCAGCACUCAUUUUAGAGUACGUACAAUCUCUGUUCUCGCACAACGCAACCAACAUAAACAGGUUGGCUAUGGUUUACCACCAUCUGCAAACUGUGGAUGUUUUUUAUUAUGGACGGUGCUCGAGAAACUUGUGUCAAACUGUGGAACAUUACCUCACCAACUUGAGACAUGUAUUUUAAGACAUGGACAUCACUGUCUGGACUGUUUGAAAGUAAGAUUAUCCAUGACAUGCUUACUUUCAAAUAGUAACCAGUAGUUACUAACCAAAUCAACAAACCAUGGUGAUGUUGUUGAUGUUGUUUUUUAAAGCAAUAAUUGUAUGCCCUUUGAGUCUCUGAAAUAUCAAGGCUGUGAUUUGUAUAUGUGAUUGUUUCUAAUCUUGUUGGUUGAUGAAGCUUGAAGUUUGAUACAAAUUUUUAACAUGAUCAAUGUCAUUUUCCUUUUGUAUAUUUUUGCACUUUUGGAUUUUUUUAUUAAAAAAAGCUGUUUGUUUUGCA
Molecule: messenger RNA, 3128 nt
Organism: Clupea harengus (Atlantic herring)
Lineage: Eukaryota; Metazoa; Chordata; Actinopteri; Clupeiformes; Clupeidae
Gene: lrrc45
Product: leucine rich repeat containing 45
Cellular component (GO): plasma membrane; centrosome
Molecular function (GO): protein binding
Source: RefSeq, a predicted model, not a curated record